Molecule: messenger RNA, 1454 nt
Organism: Solea solea (common sole)
Lineage: Eukaryota; Metazoa; Chordata; Actinopteri; Pleuronectiformes; Soleidae
Exons: 5
Coding region: 127-903 (258 amino acids)
Biological process (GO): regulation of transcription by RNA polymerase II
Cellular component (GO): transcription regulator complex; nucleus
Molecular function (GO): DNA binding
Source: RefSeq, a predicted model, not a curated record
AGUUCGCGCAAGUGUCGCAAUAGUAUCCAGCUGCAGAACCGGAGCGUGACAACAACCCCUGACGAGACAGGAAAAUAGUGUCUCUUCAGUUCAAACCUGAUUGAGUUGAACGCUUUUCAUACGAAGAUGGAUUGUGUGACCUCCUUUCCCAUGAGUGACCAUGCUUACUUGGCCACCAGGCAGUCAGGACCUCACAUCACCUGUCAACUCAGGGACCAGUUACCCAAACUUGAAAAAUGCAGCAGCUGCUGCAGUUUGUUCCACUGCCCAUUCUGCAGUACAAAUAUUUUCAAGCCCAGGGUAAAAAACAAAGUCCUAAAACAUCUUGAAGGACAUGUAAGAAGGGCUGUCCAGCACAAAGAUUAUACAAUCUUCAAGUGCAAUUUACACUGCCAAAAUAUUGCACAUUUCCACUGCCCGUCCUGCACAAAAAUAUUCAUUAGGAGAGAUAGACUCUUGUUCCAUCUUAAAGGAUGUGCUAAUGAUGUGGACGAGAAAGUUCCCACUGCAAACCCAGAUGCUAUUGAUGUCCAAAAAGAGCCAGACACCACUGCAGAAAACAUGCAGGAUGACAUUUUAUUUAAGGUUGCUGAAAGUGGGGAUGACCUGGAGAACGUGCAAGAUAAAGACAAGAAGGAGCAGCACUUACCUUUGCCUCUGAUUAGUACCAGUUUCUCUCUUCUGGAGUCCUGUCCAAACAACCAACAGGAGAUCAAACGUAAAAGGCAAGCGGCCACAGAGCCUGAGAUAAGUCCUGUAGAUGCCCACACCAGCAUCAGAGAUGAGGACGAACUGUUUCUGCUCAGCCUCCUGCCCUCGCUGAAGAGGCUGACCAUCAAAAGGAGAAUGGAGGUGCGGAUGAAAUUCCAGCAGGUGCUUUAUACUGCAGAGUUUGAGGACUAAAGAGCCUAAAAAGACAGUUUUGUUUAUAUUUAUUUUGUUGCACUAUUCCUAUUAAAAUAGAUCUAUAUGUUGGUCUAGUUGUCAAAGAAUACCAGAAUGGAUUUUCAGUCAUGGUCAUGGAGCAGGCCAUUUCAUGGUCAUUAAAUGUUGGGUAUUAUUUCAACGACUGCAUUGGUACAGUGACAUGUGAUGCAAGGAAAUACAAGAGCCCAAAGUUUGAGGGUAUAAUGAUAUUGUAGUAUUGGACUAUAGACGAUAGAAGACUGUGAUCACCCACAGUCUUACUAUAUUCAUACUUAUAUUCAUACAAUUAAUUAUUAUUAUCAUGUUUUUAAAUUACAGCAAAUGUGGAAAAAAAUGGUUUGUUUAACUUUUUAUCUACACAGUAGGGAAUUAGGUAUUCAUGCCAAAUGAUCCCGCUGCCUGCUAAUGAUGUCUGAUUUAUCCGAUGAUUUUUAUUAUUAUUUUUGUAGAUGACUAAAGUUUAAAUUUCUGAAAGGACAUUUCUACUGUACACAUUUUUCAAAUAAAUCCUCUCUUCCACAUGUAAA